AGAGUGAGCAUUAGGAGCAAACAUCCUUUGCAAUAUUGAUAUUUCCUAACGUUAUCAUAAUUAAGGAUAGAAUGGCUGAACACGGUACGUCUCUACCAAGAAACAAAAAUUCUGGACAGCCUUCUGAUCUGAGGAUUGUUCUGGUGGGCAAGACUGGAGCAGGGAAGAGUGCCACAGGAAACACCAUCCUGGGGAGUGAGGCCUUUAAAGUGUCUCCCUCCUUAAUAUCUGUUACUAUGAAGUGUCAGAAAGAAGAGGGAGAUGUAGAUGGAAGGAAGGUUGUAGUGGUAGACACCCCAGGUGUUUUCGACACCUCAUUCUCACUAGAGGAUAUGAAAGAGGAGAUAGUCAGGUGUAUUAACAUGUCAGUUCCAGGGCCUCAUGUGUUUCUAGUGGUGGUUAAACUGGGGGGAAGGUACACAGAGGAGGAGAUGAAAACUAUCAAGUGGAUCCAGGAGAACUUUGGAGAAGAUGCUACACCAUAUACCAUCUUCCUCCUGUCUCAUGGUGAUGCCCUUAAAGGGACAGAUGUAGAUGAAAUCAUAAAAGCAUGCAGACCGCUAAAUCAGCACAUAGCUUCAUGUAAAGGAUAUCACUGCUUCAACAAUGAUAAUCAGGACCACACUCAGGUGACUGAGCUGUUAAAGAAGAUAGACCGGAUGGUGAAGGGGAAUGGAGGGAAGCACUACACCAGUGAGAUGUAUGAAGCUGCUCAGAAGAGGAUCAGAGAGGAGGAGGAGAAGAUGAGGCAGAAGGAGGAGAGGAGGAAGCAGAAGGAGGACAAACUGAGAAAAGAGGAGGCUGAGGAGAGCCUGGGAGGCAUUGAAAACAAAACUGUUAGCAGGUGGUACAGGUGUGGGUGGGACUCUUGCCAUAGUUGGGACUGCAGCGUUAAUCGUGACUGAAGUUGGGAUGAUUGCGUCUUUAAUGGUGGGUGGGGGACUUGCAGUUGCUGCUGGAGCUGGUGGCUGGUUGGCAUUUAACAAAAUAAAAGGUUUAUGGAGAAGUAGGCAAACAAGUGGAUAUGAAAC
Messenger RNA from Osmerus eperlanus (European smelt), 1031 nucleotides. Its product is annotated as GTPase IMAP family member 7-like. The coding region runs from base 72 to 905 and encodes 277 amino acids. Gene Ontology annotation, molecular function: GTP binding. Lineage: Eukaryota; Metazoa; Chordata; Actinopteri; Osmeriformes; Osmeridae. The record is from RefSeq and is a predicted model, not a curated record. The transcript has 3 exons.